Paramecium octaurelia is the source of this 1241-nucleotide messenger RNA. The record is from the annotation of a GenBank genome assembly. Lineage: Eukaryota; Ciliophora; Oligohymenophorea; Peniculida; Parameciidae.
AUGUAAACAUCUUUACCAAAAGUAAGAUUGUAAAGUGAAUAUCCAGUAAAAAAGGUUGUAAGUCCUUAGAUUGAGUUACCUGCUGAAUUUAUUUUAGUUGAAAAGGCAGGGUAGGGUAGUUUUGGAGAGAUUUACAAAAUUUAUAAUACAAUAACUAAAACUUUGCAUGCAUGCAAAGUGGAAUUUAAAGAUUCUAGAUAAUAAAGUCAAUAGUCGUUGCUAGUUAAAGAAUACAAUACAUUAAUGUAAUUGAAGGGAAUUCAAUAAAUACCUCAACCAUACUAAUUGAUUUAACAGUAGGAUUACAAAUUAAUAAUAAUGCCAUUCUAUGGUUCAGGUAAAGUAGUUAUUAAUAAAAGGUAAUUUGGAGGAGCUGCGAAAAAAAUAAUAAAAUGAGAAAUUCUCAGAAACUAGUAUUAUUAGAUUGGCUUACUGUUUGAUUACAGCAAUUGAAGCAGUUCAUGAAAGAAAAUUUGUUCACAGAGAUAUUAAGCCUGAAAAUUUCUUAGUUGGGAGUUAUGGUGAUCAUCACACUGUUUAUUUAAUAGAUUUUGGAUUGGCAAAACCAUAUUUAGAUUAAUAAGGUAAUUAAAUUGGUUAAAAAUAGGAAUUCAUAUUCCUUAAGCAGACAACAAAGGAAUGGUAGGAACUGCAAGAUAUACAAGCAUAAAUUCACAUUUAGGGGCUGAGUAAAGUAGAAGAGACGAUUUAGAAGCAAUGUGUUAUGUUCUCUUAUACCUCUAUAAUGGAUAGUUGCCAUGGCAAAAUUUCUCUUGUUAAACGAGAUAAGAGAAGUUUUUGAAAAUACUAGAGGCAAAAUAGAAAUUUGCUGCAGGUUAAUUAGAAAUUAAUAUCCCUCCAAUUCUAAAGCAAAUAUAUGAUCAUUCAAAAGGACUGAGAUUUGAUGAACAGCCUAAUUAUGCAAAGAUGAAAGAAAUAUGCAAGGAAGGACUCAAUAAAUCUAGUAAUUAAUAAUUAAAUUAGGACCUUACUGUUUUGAUUGGUGUGCAUAAGAUUGUAAAUUUAAACCUUAUGAUGAUAUGAAUGAUGGAUUUAGUGAAUUGGCAAGUGAGUUUUCUACAUUUAGAAAAUAACAAAGAGGUUAAACAACCGAUUAGAUAAGCACAAACAUCAAAAAGAUAUAGCCAUUUAAAUAAAUAGAAGAAGAAGAUGAAGAAUCUAUGAAUGAAUUUCCUAAUGUUCAAAAAAUUACCAAGUUUUAUUAAAACAAAAAACAUUGA